AUGAUGGGUUUCCUUACUACAGACGCUGCCUUGCCGAUUCUCGCUGUCGCGGCUGGUGUGAUCUUUUUCAUCACAUCACCACUGACUCCGAAUUUUGCAGCUGGAGUCUUGUCCGUGUUUCUGGACAAAUAUCUUCGUUGGCGCUACCCCAUCCUGUCCACGGACGGCAAACGUCUCCUUCCCACUUGCCCCUACCAAUGGCCUAAUGGUCAAGGAGAUGUCGCCAAGUUCCUCCAAGGUAUUGAGAACUGCGAUUUGUGGGAAAAGGAGCAUGGAGAGAUCUAUCGAAUCUGGUCAGGCAUGCAAUCGGAAGUCGUCCUCACUCAGCCACAUCAGCUUCAAGCUGUCUUCAGGGACUCCAACAAACACUCCAAGGCGGAAAACAACAAUUCAGGCUAUCUUAUGAGCGAGCUCCUCGGCCAGUGUGUUGGACUAAUUAGCCGUGAUCGAUGGAAAGCCCUCCGCGCUGUGACGGAAGUCCCGUUCCAGCAUGAUAAGACUGGUUCUUAUGUGGACUUGGUUUUACGCCAUACGCAGCAGCACUUUGAUGAACUGAGCACUUCCGGUGAUUUGAAAUAUGGACGCAUCCAGCCAGCCCAGGACCUGAAGAUGCUCCCAUUUUGGAUUGUGGCUGAGAUAUUCUACGGGGAAUGCGACGCUGCUAUGCGAACUGAACUACAGGAACUAUGUGUCAUCCGUGAGCGGCUAUGGAAGAAGAUGAUACAGGGCGGCCUUGUGCGCUGGAACUGGUCUCGAUACUUGCCUACUGCAACAAAUAGAGAACUUGCCCAAUUCAAGCAGCGCUGGAGGGCUUUCAACCAAAAUGCUUAUGAGAGAGCAUGCAGAGAAAGCAACCGCGGUCUUCCCAUUGUGUCUAUGACUGAAGCUGCUAGUGCCGGUUCCAUCUCACUGGAGCAGCUGUACCAGACAAUUGAUGAAGCCCUCUUUGCCAAUUUGGACGUGACAACUGGUGGCAUUUCCUGGAAUCUCGUCUUCCUAGCUAGCCAUCCAGAGAUCCAGGAAAGGGUUCGAGCUGAAAUACUAGCCACUGAGAACCGCGAUGCGUACCUUGCUUCGUCGUCGACCUUGCUCGCAGCCUGUGUAUCUGAAUCAGCUCGCCUCAAGCCACUGGCUGCAUUCACAGUUGCACAGUCCCCUCCUACUGAUCGUACGGUUGGAGGAUAUUGCAUCCCCGCUGGAACGAAUAUUGUUGUUGACACGUACGCUCUAAAUAUCCGCAACGAGUUUUGGGGUGAAGACCGCAAGUCAUACCGGCCAGACCGCUUCCUGGAGCGCCGUGCUACCGAGCUACGAUACCAGUACUGGCGUUUUGGAUUUGGUCCACGGCAGUGUAUGGGCCGGUAUGUGGCAGACCUAGUUAUUCGGACCCUUCUAGCACAUCUAGCAAUCAACUACGAACUUGGCUGGCUAGAGUCAUCGACUAAGGAUGAUGGGAAAUGGAAAAGAGACCUAGAGUCUUGGAUUACGCUCCCGGAUAUGCAGCUUAAGUGUGUAAGGCGGGAGAACCUAUCCACUUAG
Messenger RNA from Trichophyton rubrum CBS 118892, 1539 nucleotides. RefSeq lists its product as uncharacterized. The transcript has 3 exons. The record is from RefSeq and is a predicted model, not a curated record. NCBI's taxonomy places the organism in Eukaryota, Fungi, Ascomycota, Eurotiomycetes, Onygenales, Arthrodermataceae. Bases 1 to 1539 code for a protein of 512 amino acids. Gene Ontology annotation, molecular function: iron ion binding; oxidoreductase activity, acting on paired donors, with incorporation or reduction of molecular oxygen; heme binding.